Molecule: messenger RNA, 1608 nt
Organism: Nerophis lumbriciformis (worm pipefish)
Lineage: Eukaryota; Metazoa; Chordata; Actinopteri; Syngnathiformes; Syngnathidae
Source: RefSeq, a predicted model, not a curated record
AUGGAUCCGCUGGUGGGUGCGAUUGACCAGGGCACGAGCUCAACGAGGUUUCUGGUGUUCAAUGCCAAGACUGCUGAAUUAAUCGUUCACCACCAAGUGGAAAUUAACCAGAAUUUUCCAAAGGAGGGGUGGGUGGAAGAGGACCCUAAGGAAAUAAUACAAUCAGUCUAUGAAUGUAUUCAGAAAACGUGUCAAAAACUUGGUCAGCUCUGCAUUGAUAUUGGCAACAUUAAAGCUGUAGGUGUGACCAAUCAGAGAGAGACAACUCUGGUUUGGGACAAAGAUACUGGAGAACCUCUCUAUAAUGCUAUCGUCUGGCUAGAUCUUCGCACACAAUCUACAGUCGAGAAUCUCAUCAACAAAGCACCAGGCAAAAACAAGAAUCACCUCAGGCACAAGACAGGCCUUCCCAUCAGCACUUACUUUAGUGCAGUAAAGCUACGUUGGCUGCUGGACAACGUGGACACAGUGCAGCAGGCUGUGCUGAGUGGACGUGCAAUGUUUGGUACAGUGGACUCCUGGAUCAUCUGGUGUCUGACAGGUGGCAACAGUGGAGGAAUCCACUGCACAGAUGUUUCGAAUGCUAGUCGCACUAUGCUCUUCAAUAUUCACACUAUGGCGUGGGAUCAUGAGUUGUGCAGUUAUUUUGAUAUUCCAAUGGAACUUCUCCCCGAAGUCAAAAGCUCCUCUGAAAUAUACGGCUGGAUGAAAACAACAAGCCUUGAAGGAGUUCCAAUCUCUGGGUGUCUCGGUGACCAGUCAGCGGCCCUAGUUGGUCAAAUGUGCUUUGAGGACGGCCAGACUAAAAACACCUACGGAACGGGUUGCUUCAUGCUCCAAAAUACAGGAAAUAAGCCCGUGAUGUCAGAACAUGGCCUGCUGACCACAGUUGCCUACAAGCUAGGAACGGAUAAGCCUCCUUGCUAUGCACUUGAGGGCUCAGUGGCUAUUGCUGGGGCAGUAGUCCGUUGGCUCAAAGACAAUAUGGGCAUCGUGCAAUCAUCUGCAGAGAUUGAGCAAUUAGCCGCCUCUGCAGGGACAUCUUACGGCUGUUAUUUUGUGCCUGCUUUUUCUGGGCUUUAUGCUCCAUAUUGGGAGCCGAGUGCACGAGGCAUUAUCUGUGGCCUCACACAAUUCACCAACAAGAGCCAUUUGGCUUUUGCGUCUCUUGAAGCUGUUUGCUUCCAAACCAGAGAGAUCCUUGAUGCAAUGAACAAGGACAGUGGUGUCCCUCUGGUGCAGCUGAAGGUGGAUGGAGGCAUGACAGCUAACAGAUUACUGAUGCAGCUACAGGCCGACAUUCUUGGCGUAGCUGUCGUGAAACCCUCCAUGGCGGAGACUACGGCGCUAGGCGCAGCAAUGGCAGCAGGGGCUGCAGAGGGAGUGAAUGUCUGGAGCCUGAAGCAAAGUAAUCUUCCACAUAUCACCUCGGAAAAAUACGAGCCUCAGAUCAACUCUGAUGAAAGCGAGUUCCGAUUUGCUCGCUGGAAGAAGGCCGUCCAAAGAUCGAUGAACUGGGAGACCUCAGAAACCGAUGACUGUCACAAUGCGGGACUCUUUAAUUCUGGAUAUUUCAUCUUGAAUGCACCCUCUUCCUGCCAGGUUUAG